This is a messenger RNA of Pundamilia nyererei, 1769 nucleotides long. RefSeq names its product calcium homeostasis modulator family member 6 (gene calhm6). The transcript is spliced from 2 exons. Gene Ontology annotation, cellular component: plasma membrane. Gene Ontology annotation, molecular function: monoatomic cation channel activity. The record is from RefSeq and is a predicted model, not a curated record. Lineage: Eukaryota; Metazoa; Chordata; Actinopteri; Cichliformes; Cichlidae. Bases 36 to 1016 code for a protein of 326 amino acids.
UUCUCAGCGGUCGCUUAUUUACGCAGCAGUUGAAGAUGGACAAGUUUAAGACUGUUCUGAACAUUGCAGGCAAACAGACCAACCUUGGUUUUGGCCUGAUAGCUCUGUUGACAGCAGGAGGAGAGCAGAUAUUCUCUGCAGUGGUAUUUAAGUGUCCCUGCAACGAGCUGAACUUUGUCUAUGGGAUAGUGUUCCUGCUGGUGCCAGCUCUGGCUCUGCUGCUGCUGGGUUACAUCCUCAGUAAGAAAACGUGGAAGCUGCUGACGGGUCUGUGCCGGCGUUCGGAAAAGCUUUUGUGCUGCAAGAAGCUGGUUGCCGCUGGUGUGGUCCUCUGUCAGAUCGGCACCUUUGCGCUUGUUGCGCCUUCUACUUGGAUAGCUGUAGCUUUACUCAAUGGAAACUACUACGAGUGCGCCAUGACAGGUACCAAUGUGAGCAUUUACAACAAACACGUGUGCAGAGAUAGGAACUCUGAGAUCCAGUGUGAGAAGGAGCUGCACCGGUUCCCGUGUGGGAAAAGCAUUAGUGUACCUCAGGCUGUGAGAGAAGAUGUUCUGCUUAAUCUCCGAGCUGAGUCUCAGAUUCUCGGUUGGAUGCUCAUCACUCUCAUCAUGUUGACAAACCUGGUGCUCACCUGUGUGGCUCGGUGCUCCUCCCCUAUUAGCUACCUGCAGCUGCAGUUCUGGAAGGCGUAUGUGCAUGAGGAGAGCAAUCUACUUGAUUCCUAUACGGCUAAGCACGCCAAAGCGUUUGCUGAGAGAAACCUAAAGACCUUCUUUGAAAAGACACCACCUGAAAAUGUCAUCACACCAUCCAACCGAGACUGGGAGAAGAUCUCCUCUCUCUACAAGUUCACCACCAAAGAUACCUACUACAGCACUUUGCACCGAUAUGUGGAGAACUGCCAGGAGACUGACAACGGGACGAUGAGGAUGAGUUCAGUCAAGUCAAACGAGUCUGUAGAAGAUAACCCAGCUGUUCUUAGUUUUGUAGAUGAUGGGAGAAUGCCACUGUGAGUCACAGACUACCCACAUUAAACUGUAAAAGGUGUGAAGUAGAGAAGCUCUAGAAAUGCUCUUAACUUCGUAAUUUUGAAGAAUAAAUGAAAUAUGCAUGAAAUAAUCAUUUGUAUGCUUAAUAUUGUAGUUGCAUAAAGUGGCACAGUGAAGGAUAGUGUGCAGCAACUUUUUAUUAUUUUGUAUUUCCUGUCAUGUCAGUCUUUAGUUUUUAAUUCCAUGUUCUGUUUGCAGACUCAGGAGAAUCUGUCUGAUCCUCCCGAGUCUUUCAUCCUGUGUGAAGUUUGUGUGUCUGCAUUUACCCCACUGCGUUCCCACAGUACCUCCUAUAUUCUGUUAAUAACCUCUUUGCUUUGACCGUCCUGCAGAAGUUUAAAGAAGAGAAAAAGCAGAUGAACUCUACUCUAACACUUUGUAUCACUGUAAACAUAAAAGGACGGCUGCAAGAAAUUUAUGUCCUAACUUAGGUAGUAACCAGAAACGUGUUUUUUCCCUAGGCUGCAAUCUUCCAUGCCGUUCGAGUUGUUGUGGUAUGCAUCGAGCAGAUGUGUAGUUAAAUUUCUCAGGAAGUGUACAUCAGGUUAUGUAGAAGGUUGCAACGCAGAGCUAAAUGGGGUUCUGGCACAUAGUUACCCAUAUGGUAAAGAAAUAGAAAAAACUUAUAAAAGACUUGCAUCAGAUGUGGCCUACUUCAAAUAGUGAAUCAUAGAAGGCUGAUGUGAUUAACUCAUGAAAGUGGCCACUUUCAUUUAU